Messenger RNA from Adineta ricciae, 336 nucleotides. The record is from the annotation of a GenBank genome assembly. NCBI's taxonomy places the organism in Eukaryota, Metazoa, Rotifera, Eurotatoria, Adinetida, Adinetidae.
AUGAUUACGAGCCCAGCAAGUACAGGGGCGGGAAUGCUAUUAAAAUCGAAUAUAUUCGAUUAUAAUGAGUUAAUUAUCGAACUGACUGAUUUAGUAAUUAAUGCUUCUUGUGUUCGAAUCGCUGCAUUGACUUCUAAAGCUCGUAGUAUCAAAAGCGAAUGCGCUUUGCAAGAAUCUACUGUAUUCGGUGUCACGACUCUUUGGACAAGUACAGUGUUUGGCCAGCAAAUGAAUGUGGCGAACACAUUUUCUGUUACCUCAAUUGACUUUGUGACGAUCUUAUCAUCGUUCUCGAAGCCUUCAUUGAUUCAACCAUUGAAUGAGAAACGAUUCUAA